AUGGAGAACGAGAAGGGAGAGAUCGUCGAUCUCUACGUCCCCCGCAAGUGCAGCGCCACCAACCGCAUCAUCAAGGCCGACGACCACGCCUCCGUCCAGAUCUCCAUCGGCAAGGUUGACGAGAACGGCCGUCUCACCGAUGAGCGCCAGGUCUACGCCCUGUGCGGUUUCAUCCGCGCCCGUGGCGAGAGCGACGACUCUCUGAACCGCCUCGCUCAGCGUGACGGUCUCCUCAAGAACGUCUGGUCCGCCCAGCGAUAA
Paecilomyces variotii is the source of this 261-nucleotide messenger RNA. Its product is annotated as 40S ribosomal protein S21. Gene Ontology annotation, molecular function: structural constituent of ribosome. Gene Ontology annotation, biological process: translation; endonucleolytic cleavage in ITS1 to separate SSU-rRNA from 5.8S rRNA and LSU-rRNA from tricistronic rRNA transcript (SSU-rRNA, 5.8S rRNA, LSU-rRNA); endonucleolytic cleavage to generate mature 3'-end of SSU-rRNA from (SSU-rRNA, 5.8S rRNA, LSU-rRNA). Gene Ontology annotation, cellular component: ribosome; cytosolic small ribosomal subunit. The coding region runs from base 1 to 261 and encodes 86 amino acids. The transcript has 2 exons. The record is from RefSeq and is a predicted model, not a curated record. Lineage: Eukaryota; Fungi; Ascomycota; Eurotiomycetes; Eurotiales; Thermoascaceae.